This is a messenger RNA of Juglans regia (Persian walnut), 1533 nucleotides long. Its product is annotated as GRAS family protein RAD1-like. The record is from RefSeq and is a predicted model, not a curated record. Gene Ontology annotation, cellular component: nucleus. The transcript has a single exon. Bases 1 to 1533 code for a protein of 510 amino acids. Gene Ontology annotation, biological process: regulation of DNA-templated transcription. NCBI's taxonomy places the organism in Eukaryota, Viridiplantae, Streptophyta, Magnoliopsida, Fagales, Juglandaceae. Gene Ontology annotation, molecular function: DNA-binding transcription factor activity; sequence-specific DNA binding.
AUGACACAUCCUUUCCAUAUUCCUUCUGUGUUCUCGGCUGGUGAGAAAAGUAAUGGGAUGAUUGUUGAUAAUCUCAACUCUUCCACCAGAAACUGCUAUCCAGUCCCUUCUCCUUUCAGAUUGGCAAGCAGUUAUUCGUGGCUGCCAUUUCAUCCGAGUGAAACAAGAAGUCCUAAGAGGCUAAAGCAGGCACAGAGUGGUGAUGAAACGAUUGGAAGUAAUAGUAAUAAUAGUGGUUAUAGCUUUCUGGGUACUAAUAAUAGCUGGGAUAGACUGCAAUUUCGGGAUCACAUAUGGACUUACAAUCAAAGAUACUUAGCAAUUCAGGCCAUGGAGGAAGCGACUACGGUGAUGAUGGAAGGUGGCCAAGAGCACGAGGUCAAGGAAGAUGGAAAUGGUGAUGAGGUGAAACUCGUCCAUCAACUCCUUGCUUGUGCUGAAGCUGUGGCUUGUCGUGACAAAGCACAUGCUUCUACACUACUAUCCGAGCUAAGAGCUAAUGCCCUUGUCUUCGGGACUUCAUUCCAGCGAGUUGCUUCCUGCUUUGUCCAGGGUCUUUCUGACCGGCUCGCACUGGUUCAACCCCUCGGAGCUGUCGGAGUUAUAGGCCCCUCGGCAAAAACAAUGGCUGCUACUUCGGAGAAGGAUGAGGCCUUACACCUUGUUUAUGAGAUUUGUCCACAAAUACAAUUCGGUCACUUUGUAGCCAAUGCAUUGAUAAUGGAAGCCUUUGAGGGGGAGGGCUUUGUUCAUGUGGUUGACUUGGGUAUGAGCCUAGGCUUGCCCCAAGGUCACCAAUGGCGGAGGCUGAUAGAAAGCCUAGCCAACCGUGCCGGCAAACCAAUUAGCCGCCUUAGAAUAACUGGUGUCGGAGACUGUGCUGAACGCCUCCAAGCAAUCGGGUACGAAUUAGAGCUCUAUGCCAGGAGCUUGGGAUUGAACUUUGAAUUUUUAGUGCUGGAAAGCAACUUGGAAAACCUGAAAACUGAACAUUUCAAAAUCCUUGAUGGGGAGAUUAUUGUCAUCAAUAGCAUCCUGCAGUUGCAUCGUGUAGUGAAAGAGAGCCGUGGAGCUUUGAAUUCAGUUUUACAGACAUUACACGAGCUGUCACCAAAGCUCCUAGUGCUAGUUGAGCAAGAAUCAAGCCAUAAUGGGCCAUUCUUUCUAGGUAGAUUCAUGGAGGCAUUGCAUUACUACUCAGCCAUCUUUGAUUCCUUAGAUACAAUGCUGCCCAAAUAUGACACAAGGCGAGCAAAGAUGGAGCAGUUCUUUUUUGCUGAAGAGAUAAAGAACAUAGUAAGCUGCGAGGGACCGGCCAGGGUGGAGCGACAUGAAAAGAUCGACCAAUGGCGGCGGAGGAUGAGCCGGGCUGGCUUCCAGGCGAUGCCUGUUAAGAUGAUAUCGCAGACCAAACAAUGGCUAGGAAAGAUUAAUGCCUGUGAGGGUUACACAAUUAUGGAGGAGAAGGGCUGCUUGGUUCUUGGGUGGAAGUCAAAGCCUAUCAUUGCAGCUUCUUGCUGGAGAUGGUCCUAA